Molecule: messenger RNA, 9459 nt
Organism: Morone saxatilis (striped sea-bass)
Lineage: Eukaryota; Metazoa; Chordata; Actinopteri; Moronidae
Product: serine/threonine-protein kinase WNK2-like
Exons: 28
Coding region: 811-8721 (2636 amino acids)
Biological process (GO): negative regulation of sodium ion transport; positive regulation of sodium ion transmembrane transporter activity; protein phosphorylation
Cellular component (GO): cytosol; cytoplasm
Molecular function (GO): potassium channel inhibitor activity; ATP binding; protein serine/threonine kinase activity
Source: RefSeq, a predicted model, not a curated record
UUGGACGGUCCCCCCUCCACUCGUUACCAGGGGCGUGGAACCAAGCGAGCUGAAUGGGGAAACACAUUUGUGUGUCUCGCCGUUUAAUCUAAUGGGGGGAAGAGAGACGGAGGCAAGCGAAAAUAGUUGUCCGAGUAAAAUUAAUUGCAAAAGGAAGAGGAGGGUAAAAAAAAAUUCCCCUGUGUGUUAAAGCGGCCCGACUGGUUUUAUGUGUUUUUUGGUAACUACCCGCUCCGCAUACAGACAAGCAGCCGCGGCGGCAUCGUGUGUAGCUGCUGUAUCUGCAACCCGAAGAGAGAGGGAUGCGAGGACUUGGAAGGAGAUAGAUACAACGGAUUUAUCUAUUUUAUUUUAUUUUUCUUCUUGUCACUGUGGGGUUUGUGUUCAGACUUGCUUGAAUUUCUUUGCGUUUUUUUUGAGGGGGGGGUGGUUAGCUCUCGUACGUGUAAAAAAAUGGGGAUAAUAUGCAGAUAGGGCGUUUUUUUUUUUUAAUAAAAAGUCCACCUUUUUUCUGCCGUGGACAGUCGGCUAACGUUAGCGACCUGGUAGGUCUGCAGUGUCCGUGUAUCGCUGUGGAGUUGUUUUAUUAGCCGAGGUGUUUGGUCGGUUUUCAUCGCUUUUUUGAACUCGCCUUUGAUAUCGGAUGAAAUCUCGUCUAUGUCAUCCAUCCCGGUGUUGUUAGGGGCCUCUGCUGGCAAACUGCGUCACCGAGUGGGCGCUGCAGGUACUCAUCUCUAAAUCUGCAUGUUGGGAAGUCUGGCCAUGGCACGAAUGACCUGGAAACCAAAGUGACUGAACUUCUCAAUCACCAUGGAGCCGGAGGCGAGUUCAAACUCCGAGCCCCACCAAGAACCGAAAUAUCCAUCUGUACCCAACUCUCAGUGUGAACUGGGCGUGAAUAUGUACGAGGCCAUGGGUGAUGGAAAUGUCAAUCUCGUGGACUCAGUAGUGAGAGGUGGGAGUGACCCCAGUGCAUGUUCUUCCUCCAGCUAUCAGAGGAUUGUGCAUCAGAGAUUCAUCAGGAGAAGUCUGUGGUUCUCGGACACGGAUGAGCAGGCCUACGAAGCACCUGAAUGUGAUAACAGGAGUAAGAUCCUGAACAUAAACCUGCGGACAAUAGUGGACAGGACGCGGGGGACUAGUGGCGGGAUACAGGAAGGUUCCAGCACUGAAAGUCAAGGUGGGCAAAAAGAGAGUGCAACGGAGAGCGCCAGUGCCGAUGAGGAGAAGGAGAAAGGUGGAGAUGCGUUAAAUCUUACGUGCAACGAUGCUGGCAAAAUGGCUAUCAAGGCAGCCAGUGAGGAGAAUGAGGAGGAGGCAGAGAUGAAAGCAGUCUCCACAUCUCCGGGAGGAAGAUUUCUCAAAUUUGACAUAGAGCUGGGGAGAGGCUCCUUCAAGACGGUCUACAAGGGCCUGGAUACUGAGACCUGGGUGGAAGUGGCCUGGUGUGAGCUUCAGGAUCGUAAGCUGUCAAAAGUGGAACGUCAGCGCUUUAAGGAGGAAGCAGAGAUGUUGAAGGGUCUUCAACAUCCCAACAUUGUUCGUUUCUAUGACUUUUGGGAGUCGCCCGUUAAAGGGAAGAAGUGCAUUGUUUUAGUAACAGAGCUCAUGACGUCAGGAACACUAAAAACCUAUCUAAAGCGUUUCAAGGUAAUGAAGCCCAAGGUGCUGAGGAGCUGGUGCAGACAGAUCCUGAAAGGCCUUCACUUUCUCCACACCAGGACCCCUCCCAUCAUCCAUAGAGACCUCAAAUGUGAUAACAUCUUUAUCACUGGACCUACAGGCUCGGUCAAGAUUGGAGAUUUAGGACUGGCGACACUCAAGGCGGCUUCCUUUGCUAAGAGCGUCAUAGGUACCCCAGAGUUCAUGGCUCCAGAGAUGUAUGAAGAACACUACGAUGAGGCUGUGGAUGUCUACGCCUUCGGCAUGUGUAUGCUAGAGAUGGCCACCUCAGAAUACCCCUACUCUGAGUGUCAGAAUGCUGCUCAGAUAUACCGCAAAGUCACUAGUGGAGUGAAGCCAGCCAGCUACAACAAGGUCAUGGAUCCCGAAAUCAAGGAGAUUAUUGGGGAGUGUAUCUGCCAAAAGAAAGAGGAGCGGUACACAAUCAAGGACCUGUUGAACCAUGCUUUCUUUGCUGAGGACACAGGUGUGCGGGUGGAGCUAGCUGAGGAGGAUGAUGGUAAAAAGGCCUCAAUAGCCCUGAAACUGUGGGUGGAAGACCACAAGAAGUUAAAAGGGAAGUACAAGGAGAGUGGGGCCAUCGAGUUCAUGUUUGACCUGGAAAAGGAGGUCCCUGAGGUUGUGGCACAAGAGAUGGUGGAGUCUGGCUUCUUCCACGAGAGUGAUGCUAAGACUGUGGGAAAGUCGAUCAGGGACCGCGUGGCGCUGAUCAAAUGGAGAAGAGAGAGAACAGUGUCUGCUGCAGCUGCAGUGGAUCAAGGUGAAGGGGGCCACCGGGUCCAGAUGGCACCAUCUCAGGGCAUCUGUGCUGGGGCUGCACAUGUAGGACAGCCUUUGUUGGAACCAGAAGACCCAGAGGCAGACCAGCACAACAGGCUGCGUAACCUACCAGCCAGUGCCACUUCAGUGACAUCAGACAGCACACUCGACAGUGGCAUGGGCUCCACUGUGUACUCAGACUCCCACAGCAGCCAGCAGAGUGUCCUCUACCAGUCCCUGCUAGAGCCUAUUACUAUGGCAACACAGCAGUGCCAGAUCACUGGCCCUCUUCUGACAGAUCGACCUCACUCCUGUGGAAAGGGUGAAGUAUGGGGGGCAACGCUGAGCCCAAAGCUCAGGACUCGUUUGGGAGCUGCAGCCCGGAGAGGAAGUGCCCCUGUUAUUGACACUCAGAGGGCGAACCACAUUGCUCAUCUCCAUGCCCUCAUUCAGUCUCAGAGAUCAAUCAGUCCAACCCCCACAGUACCAGAAAACCAGUCAGAACUCAGCCCCUCUGGGCUUCACUCAGAGGCUAAGGAUGGGUCCCCCUCCCAGAAUACUCUGCCACUGCUGCAGGUCUCCCCUGUCUCUCCACCUUCUGAGUACCGCCGCCUCAGUGACACCAACAUCAGGCUGUCAUCAGAGGCCACCUCUGAAAACUUAACACUGCCUGUGCAAAGUGGACGCAGACACUCGGACCUUAGUAGUCUUCUGAGUCUAAACUCUCAUCAUAACCACCAUUUUGCAAUGCAUAGAAACCAUACAUGCCAGGCCUGCCUCUCUUUGCUUCUUCUGAGAUCACGAGAAGGGAGCCACCACCGUCCUUCUGUUUUCAUGCCAACGCACCUCUGUCCAUGUGACUUUAGACACCACCAGUCCUCUGGUGGAACAAUGCACACCUAUGGACGGCUGAAAGGUUCAAAUGAUUGUUCUGAUUUCUCACUGCUUCAGCAGUCACUAAUCAAUAUAAUCAGCCGCAAAGCAGCACCUUGUCACGCCACACCCACCCAAGCCUCCCAGCUGCACUCCUCAGCUGUGCACAGGCCUGCCUGCAGUGAUGGAGACAGCAGCCUGAAGAGUCAUCUCCCAAGUGGCAGUUUGGUUGGGGGCCAAGAACCCCUCUGGGACUGCAAGGAUAGAUUCUGUGCCGGAGAACAGCAAGUUACCAGGGCUAUGGGAGUGGCCAGUUCGGCAGGUCACCAGAAUCAACCAUCUGUCCAGGGCCUGCCCUCUUCCAGCACAGCAGUACACACACCACUGCAUUACCACCAGCCUGGACACAGCUACCCUGCUCCUCCAUAUCCUGGGCAACACAGUGCUGCAACACCAGCUCCAGCUAGUCUGUGUUCAGCUCACAUUCAGCAUACGGUCAGUGGUGCUAGCUACACACCUCCCAAUGUGCAACAGACCCAAGGUGCACCAAGUAUUUCAGCAUCAGCUGUGCCACAACAUGUUGCACAGAGCUACCAAGCACCAGGCCACCAACAGCAGCAGGCAACCGCAGCAAGCUCUUUGACUUUUCCUUUGAAAGUCCAACAGAGUUGUCAGAACUGUGCAGCCCAAACUCAUCAACAGGCUCACACUGCAUCAGGAUAUCCUACUUCAGUUCAGCAACAGACUGCUGCAGCAGCAACCACCCUGCCAGCCCAGCAGCCAGCACAAAGUUACCCCCUUGCAUCUGUAGCGCCGACUAUGGCAGCCACAGCCCAGUGUCAUCCUGCACAAGCUCCCAGUGCACUGCAACAGGUCCAAGCCGCAGUCAAUCUGCAAAGUCAGCAGCCUGGUCAGAGCUCCUCCACACCAGCACUUUAUAGCCAACAGAUACCUAUUCAGCAAGAGCACCAACAGCCCUUACUGCAAAAUACUCAGUCCAGUAUACAGCUAACACAACAUGCUGGGCAGGCUUAUAUUCAGCCUCAACUCCAGCCUGGUCAAGAAACUCUGCAUAGCAUACACCAACAAAUGGCACAACAGCCUACCCACCACUCUCAAAGUCUUCAGUCUUCUGGUCAGCAACAAGUACACACCCCAACUCUGCAGAAGCACAGUCAGAAAACCAUGCAGCCAGCAGUUCGACAACAGAGCCAGGAUGUAUCCCAGUCUACAAUUCAACAGGUUCAGACCCCACCUUGUCAGCCUCAUCCAACAGCUGCCCCAGUUGUGCAGGUUGCAGCCACACACCAGAGUUACUCUGCUGCAGGUCUACCUGAUGCUGCCUCUCAGAGCUAUGCACAUUCUUCCCUCAGUGUGCUGCAGCAACAGACUGCUUCAGCUCAGAGCCAGUACCUGCCUGCACAGUCUACAGCUGCUUCACAGGUCUAUGGAGGAGCUAACCAUGUAGUUACUCCUCAGAGCCUUUCAGCCUCUUCUCAGCAUAUCCAAGCUGCACACAUCACCCAACAGUUUCAACCCUAUCUUUGCAUCGCUGCUUUCCUGAAUCAGAAUGUUCCUACUGGUCAAAACAUUUCACAGCUUGGACAAGAUGGACAGGGACAUGGGCAGAAUCUCAGCCAAUCAACUUCAAGUGUUGCAGCCCAGGCACUACCUCCUCAACAGUCAAUGGCUCAGGCUGUCCACCAACAACUCCAACCUCUGCAGAUCGCAAACUCUCUACCGCCAACACACCCAUCCCAGCAGCUUCCCCAGCAGGCCCAAAUCAUCCAUCCUGAGCUUGUCCCUUCAGCUCAGCUUGCCCAACCUGCAGUCUUCUCCUCACCUGUGCACAGUGGGUCAGACCCGGGCACAGCUACCGCUGCUGCCCAGCUGGAUAGCAAGAACCCAUGCCAGCUGCCCCCACAAGCCCAGUGCCAGACUCAGGUUCAGAGCCAGAUUCCUGUGCUGCAGCCCUCUGACUCUCAGCGAGCAUCAUCUGCGUCUGCCAGUUCCAGUCUGACUCAGCAGAAACCGCUCAGUACUCUCACUGGAGCUGCAGGUCAGGGUCUAACAGAGACCAGCACGGAGGAUCAAGCUGCAGAAAAACACACUGGAGGACAGAGCUAUGACAGUGUCAACUCUGAUGCCACGUCAGGGAAGGAGAUGAGUGACGGUUACGAAGGGACACAUGGAGGUAAAGGCGAAGGGAAAGUUCGCAAACACCACCGGAGGUCCACGCGCACUCGUUCUCGGCAAGAGAAGAUCAGCAGGCCAAAACUCAACAUGCUCAAUGUGUGUAACACUGGCGAUAAGAUGGUAGAGUGUCAGUUAGAAACUCAUAACCAUAAAAUGGUCACUUUCAAGUUUGAUCUGGAUGGAGAUGCACCAGAGGAGAUUGCUACAUACAUGGUGGAGAAUGAUUUCAUUCUGCCUUUAGAAAAAGAAGUGUUCAUCGAGCAGCUGAAGGACAUUGUGGACAAGGCUGAGGACAUGCUGAGUGAGGACACUGAGGGUGAGAGGAACUCUGACCAGGGAGGCAGUCCCAAACAGAGUGAAGGAGGUGGCACACUGGGAGCAGAGGGAUUGAAGGCUUCCGCACCCAGCACCCCACAGCUGGUGUACCAGCAAAAUGUCCUCCACACUGGAAAGCGCUGGUUUAUCAUCUGCCCUGUGGCUGAGACGCCUAUGUUAGACAAAGAGAAGACUACAUCUCACACUUCUACAGCCCAGGAAUCUGAAAAGUCGGCUUCAUCAUUAAUCAGGCCCACCAGCCACGCAGCCUCAUCUUUAUCCUCCCAAAGUCCGUCCUCCUCCUCCUCUGUGCCCCCUGUAGCUCAGACCUCUGUGCAACCUCAAGACCAAAACAUUGACAAAGCCCGGAUCCAGCAGCCUCAGCCCUGUGUAACUAAACAUGCCCUUGGUGCUGCUGGUGCCAGCCAUCCCAACUGCCUUCCUGUGGAGGAGCCUUGCAUCUCUGCCGUCUCUAUGGUAACGGACAUGCCAUGCUGCGCUAUUGUGCCACCUGUCUCUCUGGAUGUGAAUGCUAUUGAUAAAGGAGCAGCUGGUGGUUUGACCACCUCUCAAACUAAUCAGCUAAAUCAGAAGUCCAGUCCUACUGGAGAACUACCCCCUCAGCUGGCCUCCCAUCAGUCUGUGGUUCUGCAGCAACCCUAUGCCACGCCCAUGCAGCCUGGGACAGUCACCUCCCAGCCCCAGAGUCCAGCACAUCAGACCCCCCAGAACUCCCAGUCCUCAAGCCACCAGCAACCAGUGAGUGGGGGGCCAGGAGAGUCAGACGGCGAAGGGCCACGCAGGGUAGAGUUUGUUGACCGCACCAUCAAGACUUUGGAUGAGAAGCUGAGAAACCUGUUGUACCAGGAGCAUGCUCCCUCCCAAACUUCCAGCGCUGCGUCCGACCCCCAGGCCUCCAGUACAGAGGGAGUCAGCUCACCCCCAGUCUCAGAUGGCCAGAGUACUGAGGGAGCACUUACGAAGAAGAAAGCGGAACCACUGCCUCAGAUUCCUGAACGCACAGAUAGUGUGGGUGCACUAAGUGACUCUGCAGUGGCAGCCACUAACAGGGUCUUGAACAAACGAGAUGUGACCACCAGCUCCAGUUCAUAUAGCUCCAAAAGCCGUUUUCAAAUCAUCCCCACUCCACCAGAUGUUAUUUGUCGUUUAGAGAAAGGCAAGACAAGCGGUAGCACCUACAGUUCCCCAGCACCCUCUAGUGGUUCUGGAGGGUCUCACAGCCAGACCAAGGGCAAAGGGAGCAAAGAGAAGGGCUCUGUGGCUGUGGACAGGUCCUCUGCAGCUGAUAAUGAGAGCGCAGGAACAUCUAAACCCCACAGUAGCAACCGUUACUCUGCCCCACCAAACUUCUACCAGGCCACCUCCACUUCCAGUCCUGAUCUCACCCCUCGCCAUAUCCCCCGGGCCCAGACCAUAGACACUCCGACCCAUCGCCGCUACCACUCCUCUCACCUCUACUCUGACUCAGCAGAUGAGGACAGCAGCAGUGUAACCCUUCCUCCUGCCCACCCUGCUCCCCCAGCGCAUGCCCUGUCUGAGCACAGUGGAAGCGAUCUCAUGAAAAGGGCAGUGGCCUUCCUGCGGCGCUCUGGUCGGAGCAAAAGUGAGCAGAGCUCUGAUUCACCGAGCCGACAGCCUGUGGCAAUGAAUGGUCACGCUCCCUCGCCUUCUGCAGGACAUGCCCAUCCAUCCUACAUCAGCAGUGACAAUGACUCCGAGUUUGAGGAUGCAGACAUGAGGAAAGAACUACAGAAACUGAGAGAAAAACACAUGAAGGAGAUCUCUGAGCUGCAGGCAUUCCAGAGGAAUGAGAUUGAGCAUCUGUACAAGGAGCUGGGUAAAACACUGCCCCCCAAUGUUGGUCUGCUUCACGCCGCACCCCCAAGUGGCCGCAGGCGCAGGGCAAGCAAACACAAGCUGAAGGCUGGAAAACUGCUCAAUCCGAUGGUGCAGCAGCUAAAAAACAAUCUAAACACCUCCACAGAGAGAAAAGGUGAAAGUGCUGCCAGUUCAUCCGGCUCCCCGGCUAAAAGUUCUGUUCUGUCAGAUGGUUCUGCCCACUCCAGUGGCAGCUCCAGCUCCAGCAAUCAGCCCAGCAACGCCCCAGAGCAGGUCCACACCCAGCAACCCUGUUCCUUGAAGGGCUCUUUCUCCUCAGACAAUAUCUACGCUGGGCUACACGGUGAUGGAAUGGCCAACCAAGCUGGCCCCGGCCAAGGGUCUUCUCUCAACACCACCACAGCUCAGACAGCCGCCAGUCAGACACAGCCUUCACUCACCACCGCCACGCCCUCACCAUCUCCUCAGCCAAUCACGCGGCUCGCUCAGGUCCAGACCAACAACAGCAACAACAAAAGAGGCACAUUCACUGAUGAUCUUCACAAACUGGUAGACGACUGGACCAAGGAGACUGUUGCGGCAGCCAAUCAACCACGCCCCUCCCUGAACCAGAUCAAACAGCAGAGACGCAAGCAGGACCUAGAGGGCAGAGCGCCACCCAUGGGAGCAGCUACGCGCGAGAUGAAAUGCCAUAUUGGUCCAAGCAAGUUCCAGCUGCCUCUUUCCUGCCCCCUGACUGCUGCUUUAGGCCCUGGUAUGCCCACAACCCUAGCUCCCAACUCCUCAGCAAUGCUCCCUCCUGGGUAUCUUUUGCCAGCAAGCUCCUAUGGCGGGAUGGUUCCAGGUCCUCUUUACCCCCAGCAGUGGCCUGGCAUGCCUAGUCCUGUAGGGUCCAUGGGUCCCGUAGGCCUGCUUGGUGCUGCAAGAAUGAUGCCCUAUGCCACAAUGGCAAACCCAGGGAUCAAAGCCUACCCUACUAUGGUCAUGCACGACCCAGAGAGUGGGCCCUGUCCGAAAACUACCAGGACUACCUAAUCUGCUUACUUAAAUGUGUUGGUGUGUAUGGUUCACCAGAGCCACACAUGUACAUAAUCGGAUCUUGUAAAUAACAUGAUGCGAGUGUUGAUAUUCUUUAUACAACACCUAUAUCUGUAGUUAAUUGUGUGUAUGUGCAUAUGUGUGUAUACUAUACAGUACAUGUUAAGUAUGUAUGUCUGAAUACCUAAUGCUUUUUGGCUUUGGUCUUGACUAAAACUCAGCCAUACAAGACAGCGGUCACGAAAACGAAUUUCACUUUAUUCUUUAUUACUGCAGUUUUUGAUUUAGCCUUUCUCUGUGUUAUGUACACGUUAAACACUACAUUGGAAUCCAAAUACCAGUGGUUUGAGAUACAUAAACAGGACAGUAUUUAUGAUAAAGAUAUUUGAAGAAAUGUAGUGCCUUGAACAUGGAUUUAUAGAUUUCUUUUUCUUCUGUGAAACAAAGCAUGUCUGCAUCCAAGUUAUUUUAUUUGAUGGUAGCUUGAGUGCAGUCUCUUUUUUUUAUUUUUUAUUUUUUAUUUUUUAAUGCAUUACAGACACUUUUUUGUUUUUGGUUUACAUAUGAAUGCCCUUGUAGUACUGCACUAUUAACACAGUAUAUGCUCUUAUUUAAAUAAUAAAAUCAUGUUUUAACCCUGGUUUACUUUCCACCCCUGUGACAGAUAGAAUGCCAUAGUGGUGAGAUGUACCGUUGCCUUGCAGAAACAAAUGGUUAAUAUACGACUGAUGAGAG